Messenger RNA from Penicillium expansum, 786 nucleotides. RefSeq lists its product as uncharacterized. The coding region runs from base 1 to 786 and encodes 261 amino acids. NCBI's taxonomy places the organism in Eukaryota, Fungi, Ascomycota, Eurotiomycetes, Eurotiales, Aspergillaceae. The record is from RefSeq and is a predicted model, not a curated record. The transcript has 2 exons.
AUGAUUCGGCGCCCACGAGAGCCUCAGCCUGACCCGAUAACAUUGGAAAUAAGCCAGCUCCUUUCACCACUCGUUAUCUUUCCAUGGGGACCACUUGCAAUGAACUACUUGGGCGUUCCCAUCGUCGUAGGUAAUGCUAUGUUCACCGUCCGUGACGAGGACUAUCGGCUAGCAUGCCAGAAGCUAAAGGACUCGGCAUUUUAUGAAAUAAUCCCCGAUCGCUCGAUUCCCCCCGAGAUAUUGGCGACACUCCCAGACCCAGAUCAAGCAAUUGAAGAGGUCGAGAAGGAGUACCAACGCCUUGAUAACUCAACUAUGACGUUCGAAUACCCAAUCAACCACCGCCUGUCUGGGAGUCUACAGUUAACGCUGGCCCCAAACUCUUUCGCAAAUCUUCCAAUACCGGAUAUAACCGGCGACGUCAAGCAGGAUACUAUCUCCACCAAGGGGUACGACAUAUACGGCAAUAUAUGUCAACCACUUGAAGAGGCGUUAGUUGGAAGUUUUGCGAAGAGUGUUAUUGACGAUCAGAAUGAUGAGAAUGCCGAGUUUUCUGGUUGGGGAGAUAGAUUAAGCACCUGGGUCGCUAUGAUGUGUGGAUAUCUUGAGGUAAAUUACGAUAUUCUGGAUAACUGCUCUGAUGAGCGAGCAGUAAAAUGGUUUAGUGUGACCUACGGUCGAAUACACGAGGAAAGGUUCGGCCCCUUUGAUAGACGUGUCUCAAAGCGACUCGGUUCCGGAAGAGAACUACCCGUGGACAUGAGGGGGAACCCGUUGCCUAAGUAA